Messenger RNA from Chelonoidis abingdonii (Abingdon island giant tortoise), 2562 nucleotides. It is a transcript of the gene ADCK1, whose product is annotated as aarF domain containing kinase 1. NCBI's taxonomy places the organism in Eukaryota, Metazoa, Chordata, Testudines, Testudinidae. Gene Ontology annotation, biological process: mitochondrion organization; lipid homeostasis; protein phosphorylation. Gene Ontology annotation, molecular function: ATP binding; protein kinase activity. The record is from RefSeq and is a predicted model, not a curated record. Gene Ontology annotation, cellular component: mitochondrial inner membrane.
CAAGUUCCAGCAUGCCGUGCGGGGGCGAGGCCGUACCAUAUGCGGGGAGGAGCUCUGUUUUUUCUCCGGGUAAAAGCAUCGAGGUGCCGGGAAGCCGUGGUCGCCAGCAUGGCCAGAAGGGCCUUGAAACUUGUCUCUCUGGCAGCAGCCAGCUCUGGUUUCUACCUAUAUGGCAGCAAGUACCUGGAUCCCAAUGAUUUUGGAGCUGUUCGGGUGGGCAGAGCCAUUGCCACAACAGCUGUUAUCACCUAUGACUACCUCACUUCUCUCCGGAGUGUCCCGUAUGGAUCACACGAGUAUGCCUACCUCAAAUCACAGGUACAUCUGCGCUCUGCGGAACGUCUCCGGGACCUGUGCUGUGCCAACAGAGGCACCUUCAUCAAAGUGGGACAGCAUUUGGGGGCACUCGACUACCUUCUGCCUGAGGAAUACACUCGCACCCUGAAGGUACUACACAGCCAGGCCCCACAGAGCAGCAUGAAGGAGAUUGAACAAGUGAUCCGUGAGGACCUGGGCAAAGAGAUCAAAGAGCUCUUUGUGAGUUUUGAGGACACUCCCCUGGGAGCAGCAUCCCUGGCCCAGGUCCACAAGGCGGUGCUGCAGGAUGGGAGGACAGUGGCAGUGAAAGUCCAGCACCCGAAGGUUCAGGCUCAAAGCUCCAAGGACAUUUUGUUGAUGGAGAUUCUCCUGCUGACCGUGAAGCAGAUCUUCCCAGACUUUGAGUUCAUGUGGCUGGUGGAUGAAGCUAAGAAGAAUUUGCCCCUGGAGUUGGACUUCCUCAAUGAGGGGAGGAAUGCAGAAAAGGUGGCCCACAUGCUCAAGGACUUUGACUUUCUGAAGGUCCCUAGGAUCUACUGGGAGCUGUCAACCAGGCGUGUCCUUCUCAUGGAGUUUGUGGAAGGUGGGCAGGUGAAUGACAGGGCCUAUAUGGAGAGGAACAGCAUUGACGUCAAUGAGAUCUCUCGCAAUCUGGGGAAGCUGUACAGUGAAAUGAUCUUUGUGAACGGUUUCGUACACUGUGACCCGCACCCGGGCAAUGUGCUCGUGAGGAAGUGCCCAGCCACCGGCAAGGCCCACAUUAUACUGCUGGACCAUGGGCUCUACCAGGUCCUGACAGAGAAGUUCCGCUUGGACUAUUGCCGGCUCUGGCAGUCCCUGAUCAAGGCUGAUAUGAAGAGAGUGCAGAAAUACAGCCGACGGCUAGGAGCAGGUGACCUGUACCCACUCUUCGCAUGCAUGCUCACCGCCAGGUCCUGGGACUCUGUCAACAGGGGCAUUGACCGGUCACCGGUCACAGCCAGUGAGGAUGUGGAGAUCCGGACCAAUGCUGCUGCUUACCUACCUCAGAUCAACCAGCUCCUCAACAAUGUGCCCCGCCAGAUGCUGCUGCUGCUGAAGACCAAUGAUUUGCUAAGGGGGAUUGAGUCAGCCCUACACACACGGGCCAGUGCCAGCUCCUUCCUCAACAUGUCUCGCUGCUGCAUUAGAGCCGUCUCCACGUAUCAGAGAAGCAAGUCUCACUCCCUGUACAGAAAGGCCAAGAUCUCUCUCUUAGAAGCUCUGAGCCUGUGGCAGAUCAACUUACAUGAACUCUUCCUGCGGCUGAAGGGGUCCCGGCUGGGGAACUGGGUCAUUGCUUUCCUGAGCCGGAUGCACCAUUCUCUGUACUGACAGGAACUGGUGGGAGAAGCCUGGGCAAUUACUGCUCGCCUCCAUUCUCUGCAGCACACUUGCCUUCCUGACCAUUCCUGUCCGUUCUCCACAAAGGCUAUUGAGACGCUUUUCUUGUAACGCAUAGUGCCGGCCUUGGCUGUCAGAGCAUAAGCUUCUCUAUAGCAGAGAGGGUGGGGAGAGCAGGGGCUCUGGGAGUCAGGACUCCUGGGUUCUAUUCUAGCAAUGAGAGAGGUGGGAGUGUGAUCUAGUGAGCAGGGCAGGGGGCCUGGGAGUCUCUCUGUUCCCAGCUCUGGGAAGUACCAUUAUGGAAACCCCUGUAGACUUGAAUAGGAAAGGAGAACUUUUUCUAGCCCCCUACCCCUUUUAAACCAUCCAGUAGCAUUUAAGAGAGAUGUAUGCCUGCCCUAGAAUUCUCCAGGAUGGUUCAAACCCCCUAGAAAGUAAAUCAUUCCUUAUGGAAUUCACUACGGUUUUCAGUAGUUUGUACAAAAGCCUAUGGGUUCAAUGCCUGUGAAAUCUACAGGAAUUUUCUCUAAGGGGAGAAAGAUCUAGCGGUUAGAGCAGGGGACUGUGAGCCAGGACUCCUGGGUACUAUUCCCAGCUCUGAGAGGGAAUUGGAACUAAUGGUGAGAGCAAGGGUCUGGAAGCCAGGAUUUUUCUGGGUUCUGUUCCCAGCUGUGCUGUGGAGUCAUUGUGUCAUUUUGGGCAAAUACGUUCCUUGCCUCAGUUUCCCACAUGUAACAUGGAGGUAAUGCUGUAAACCCUCCUCUGAACUCCUCAGGGAGCAGGUGCUGUGGAAUCUCAUCUGAGAACUCACAUCUUGUGGCAGGUGAUGUAUGUGCACUGUACUGUACUGUCGCACAGGAAAAUAAAUAGGGUGUCAUGUUA